AUGGAAGCUAAAAAAUUCCGAACGCAGCAGCACAUCGCUCCCAGGAGAAACAUCACCACACAUCACACCGGGGCUGCAGAGUGUGUGAGCAUCAUGACUCUGCAGAAUGGGAGCACCCACCGGUCCUCAGCACCCACCGGUCCUCAGCACCCAUCGGUCCUCAGCACCCAUCGAUCCUCAGCACCCACCGGUCUUCAGCACCCAUCGAUCCUCAGCACCCACCGGUCUUCAGCACCCAUCGGUCCUCAGCACCCACCGGUCCUCAGCACCCACCGGUCCUCAGCACCCACUGGUCCUCAGCACCCAUCGAUCCUCGGCACCCAUCCACACUCAGCACCCACCGGUCCUCAGCACCCAUCGAUCCUCAGCACCCAUCCACACUCAGCACCCAUCGAUCCUCAGCACCCAUCGAUCCUCAGCACCCAUCGAUCCUCAGCACCCAUCAGUCCUCAGCACCCAUUGAUCCUCAGCACCCAUCCACACUCAGCACCCAUCCACACUCAGCACCCAUCCACACUCAGCACCCAUCAGUCCUCAGCACCCAUCGAUCCUCAGCACCCAUCGACUCUCAGCACCCAUCGAUCCUCAGCACCCAUCGACUCUCAGCACCCAUCGAUCCUCAGCACCCAUCGAUCCUCAGCAUCCAUCGACUCUCAGCACCCAUCGAUCCUCAGCACCCAUCGAUCCUCAGCACCCAUCGACUCAUAUCAUCGGCUACAAGAAAGCAGGGGGGGGGACGAGCUGGAGGAGAAAUCCAUCACACCCAACACGCUCUCCUGUCAGGAUCAGUGCUACGCCGCCGUAUCUGACCUCUGCUCGAGGUUGAGAGGUUGUGUCGGGGUCGCCUCGGGAAUCCUGUUUCUGAUCGUUCUGGGAUGUUUGAUUCUGGCCAUACUGACGACGUUCAGGGAACACGAGAAGGUGUCUGCACACUGGCUGGUCAUACUGUGCGAUUUCCCCAUACAGGAAACGUUCGCCAUCUUCAUCUUCGGAGCGGAGUUUGGACUGAGAGUCUGGGCUGCAGGAUGCUGCUGUCGCUACAAAGGAUGGAGGGGGAGGCUGAAGUUCGCUCGCAAACCUCUCUGCAUCCUGGACAUCUUUGUUCUGAUUGCCUCGGUGCCGGUGGUGGCCGUGCGUAACCAGGGCAAUGUGUUGGCCACUUCCCUGCGCAGCCUGCGCUUCCUGCAGAUCCUGCGCAUGCUGCGUAUGGACCGGAGAGGAGGAACCUGGAAGCUGCUGGGCUCCGCCAUCUACGCUCACAGCAAGGAGCUGAUCACUGCCUGGUACAUCGGCUUCCUCUCUCUGAUCCUGGCGUCUUUCCUGGUCUACCUGGUGGAGAAGGACGACAUAUCCAUGGACGUGUCCAACCACGAUAAUCCCACGGCUCAGCCCAAAACGCAGGACUUCGACACCUACGCCGACGCACUGUGGUGGGGGCUGAUCACUCUGACCACCAUCGGAUACGGGGACAAAACCCCAAAGACCUGGGCUGGGAGACUGUUAGCCGGCACUUUUGCUCUGAUUGGAGUGUCUUUCUUCGCCUUGCCUGCAGGCAUCCUGGGUUCAGGUCUGGCUCUGAAAGUCCAGGAGCAGCACAGGCAGAAGCACUUUGAGAAGCGCAGACAUCCAGCCGCCGGGCUCAUCCAGUCUGCCUGGAGAUAUUAUUCCACCAAUCCAAUCAGGGACGACCUCAUUGCCACGUGGAGAUUUUAUGAAACUAUCAUCUCUCUUCCCUGUUUCAGGAAAGAUCACUUGGAGGCCAUCGCGAGCCAAAAAAUGAGUUUACUAGAACGUGUACGCCUUCCCAAUGCACGGACAUCAGUGGGGACGGUGAAGAAGCUCACAGGCAACGCCGACGCCAUCGAGGAAAGUCCGUCGAAGGAGCCCAAACCAGCUGGUUUCAGCAAUCGGGAACGCUUCCGCACUGCCUUUCGCAUGAAGGCCCACACACUCCGCCAGAGCUCCGAAGAUUCUGGAGCCCUGGCAGAACCUGCCUUAGAGGAGCGGGGAUUCCCACCAGACAUCCUCAUGGAGGAGAUGAUCCCCACGCUGAAACUGGUCAUCAGGGCAGUCAGGAUCAUGCAAUUCCUCUUAAACAAGAAGCGUUUCAAGGAGACUCUGAGGCCUUAUGAUGUCAAAGAUGUGAUAGAGCAGUACUCUGCUGGACACCUGGACAUGCUCUGUAGAAUAAAAUACCUCCAGACAAGGAUUGACAUGAUACUCGCCCCUGGAGCCCCACUCACCCCCAAACAGAAGAAAAAUCCGAAACCGCCGUUUACCUACCCAUCCAGUCAGUCACCCAGGCAUGAGACCUACCUAGCCAAAGCAGCCUCUAUGCCAGAUGCGGAAGACCAAAGCAUGAUGGGUAGAUUUGUCAGAGUGGAGAGACAGGUGGAGGACAUGGAGAAGAAGUUGGACUUCCUGGUGGAUAUGCACAUCCAGCACACUGAGCACCUACAGGUGGAUUCUAAUGGCGCAGCUCGAAUGACCCUGGAGACCUGUGACCCUACGGGGAACGGUGAGAUCCGUCGGGUUUUCUUGAACUACUCUGAGGCAUUCCCGCACAUGUCGUACCAGAUGCCUGUCAGCAAGGUGAAUCCAUAUCAUGGCAGAGGAAGAGGCAGUGUGGAUGGAACAGGAUUUGCUGGUGGAAGCAAUGUUCCUUCAGACCAUCAACCGCCAACGUCACACCUCCACCAACGCCACCCUCCAGCUGCCAUUCCCACCUACACCGAGCGUCCCACAGUGCUGCCCAUCAGUUCCCUGCAUGACUUGUCAGUGGGGCCAGGCAGGACCACAGGGGGGCGGGGGGCUGACUCGCCGCUCUCCAUGCUAUCGGUGAACCACGAGGAACUGGAGCGCUCGCCAAGCGGGUUCAGUAUCUCUGGGGAACGGGAGGGGGAGGAAGGGGAAGACUUGUCAAUGGGGGCUAGGCCAGGUACUGGUGACACCAGCUGGACAAGACCCAGACCGAGCUACCUAGCGGAGGGGGAGACAGACACGGACACAGACCCAUUUACGCCCAGUGGAGGGCCCCUGCCUCUUUCCUCCACAGGGGAGGGAUUUGGUGACGCUGUGUGGACCACGCCGCCCUGAGAGGUGAUUGGGUGACCGCAUAGAAAUCCACAACUCUUCGAUAUGACCUUAUGUUCAACCCAUGCCUCUAAACCCAAACCAGCUUGGGUCAAAGCCACACCUCUGGACCAAACCACAAGGAGGAAAGGUGGGUCUGCUGUAGUCCACCAUGAUGCUGCAAGGUUGUGAAGAGGUCACUGAGCUUCAGAGGCAACCACUGAUCUCAUCAACCGACCGCUGUUCAGACAGAGAGCCAUGGCAUUGUGACUGCCCAGAAACAGACAGUUUGUAAAGUAAAACUCUGUACAGCGCACUCUUCGCAAAAAUUUAGCAAAACGUAAAAGGAACAUUAUUAUACAUACUAUAUACACCCAAAAGCUUUAUUGCUGCAAAGCCAACCGCACUGCAUGUAACGCAUGCGACUUCUAGUGUAGACACUGCAAAGUUCAGGAUAUCAGGAAACAGAAAAAGCGAUUGAAUGGAUACAUAUACUUGCUAUGCCAUUUUGUAACACUUAUUUUUUUAUAUGAAUACAUUUUCAUUGUUUUUUGCAUGGUUUGCAUGAUAAUGCACCAUUCUAGAGCAAGGUUUGGAGGAUGAUACUGGAAACCAAAAGUCUCCUGUCUCGUUGUUUUGUUUGUCACAUGGCGAGUGUGUUUCUGUGUGCGUGCGAGAUUGUGAUUGUGAGAGAGAAAAUUGGGAGUUGGGUAACAAAACACUGGUUUAGUUGGUGGCAGUCGUGUUUCACCAUUUCUGCUUUCCUGACAUAGUUUGCUGUGAAUCCUUUGAGGAUCAGUUCUGUCAAGAAGCCGGGACUUUUGAUCCCUUCACUUUGUUUUCACACCACUGUGCUUUGAGUUGUAUGUCACCACUCUGUGCUGCAAAUUCUACAGUAAAAAAAAAGAAAAAUCACAGAUUUUACAGAAACACUAAAUCUCUGCUGCUUUGUUGGCACAUGAAUUCAGGGAUAUAAACCACCUGUAUUGAUUUCACCGCUUAAAUACUAUCAGACGAUACAAGGACUCAUAAUCAAAGCAUUAAAGCUGAAUUCCUACAAAACCACCAAACAGUAUAACUAUUUUGUUCACAUACUUUAUUCGAAUCAAACAACCCCAAAAAAUCAGCAUUUUAAUAUAGACCGCUGGUUUACCUUGUUGACCACCAUUACUGCAGCGAUCAAUGAAGAGAAAAACUACUAUCCAAUGUCAAGAGGUUCUUAGAAACAAAAGCCAAUGACAAGAGAAACAUCUUAAAACAACAUUUUUAACUUUUACUUUAAAGGUUAGCGCCUCGUUUCCACUUACGUAUGUACAGUAUACAGAGGUGAAUCAACCGGGAGUCCAUGCAUUCCAAUGGAACUCUCCGGGAUAUCCGAUGAGCCUGGGAAACUCCCCUUCGUAAUAUUUGGUCCUGGAAGUACGUUAAUUUUUUUCAACUUUUGAGCCAGAUUUCAGAGACUGUAUGGCACUUUGCUAACUAGCUAAAAGGCUAUUUCCUUAGAUUCAGUUGGCAAUGGUAAAUGUCCAUAAGUUUGUAUGAUUAACAAUAAAUUGUUAAUCUAGUUUUAACACAAUGUGAACCUGAGUAAUGUUAUUUUGUUAAUAUAUUGUUCUGCUCAGUUCAAUAUUCUUGAAAAGCAUGGUUGGAUGGCGCAACAGGAAUAUUAGCCUCUUGUCCACAGCUUCAGGUAGUUUCGGGUUUCUACCAUCUGUAAAGAAAUGCACUUCCUCUUUUUGGACACCAGCAGGUAUCAUCCAUCUAUCUAGAUACUAGUCCCAUACGUAAGUGGAAAUGAGGCGCAAACAUGUAGUCUUAUAUUGCCUUCACAUUAAGCUUCUAAAAGUCUACCUAUUCUUACAUCGUUUUCAGAGAUCUGAUGUUUUCUCACAAUAACGUCCAGAAUUUGGCCCCCUCUUUAAGUCUCUAAAGAAAUCAUUUUUUAAGAUGCUUCACAACAUUAUAAGCAACAUUCUCAAGUAAGAUUUUGCACUAUUUGCACUGAAAUUGAGUUUACCAGAUAUAUAUUGUAAAAUAAACGGAGCCAUCCAAACUAUUUAUUUACCUGCAGAAUACGAAAGUUUAAAUUUUAUACUUCCUUCGGUGAUCUGAAAUUUAAAUAAAGUUAGGGAGUAUGUCGCUCAGAUUUGAAGGCAGGAAUGCCAACACCAGGCCACACUAUCAUAGCUCUGAUGAAUCGACAAGAAUUAAUUUCAAAGAACAUUUACCCAGUAAAUCACUCGUCUGAGACUACAUCCACACGACUUUAUUUUCAUUUUAAAACAGUUACUAAGAAACAUUCUUACAUUUUCCAAAAACUCGAGUCAGAGGAUAAUGUAGGCAUGACAGAAAAUAUGAAAAUAACUAAAUAAAUGUGGUUGUCUGCCUCCAGACGCAAACCUGGACAUUUGAAAGGAUAAACCGUGUAGGCAGCGUCAAACAAACUAUGUUUUUAAGGGGCCCGAAUACUCUAGGGCAGUGGUUCCCAAAGUGGGGGUUGGUACCCCCUGGGGGGUUGCAAGACACUGAGAGGGGGGUCAUGAGAUUCGAUCCUAAAAGGCAUAUUUUUCCCAUUAUUGUGAAAAUAUAAGAGAUUAUUUGUUCUGCUUCUCGUGUUUUUCUACAAUAAAUUACUAAAAUAUUACUACAGUGUUUAGGCCCCAGUCUCUACCACCUUAUGUUGGGGGUCGUAGGGAACCACUGCUCUAGGGUACUGUGGUAGCUUUGUGUUAAUCUUGCAAAAAAAAUUAAUGCUAUGAAAUGAAAACAUGUUAGUGUGACUGUAGCCUCAGACUGUUGCCUUCAAUGCAAUAUUAAGAUAGCACUCUGAAGUUUUCCCGAAACGUUGACUCAACGUUUUUAAUAUAGCACAAGAGCCUACACCAAUAGGGGCGUAAAGUUUACUUAAAUUAAGCCCUUUCAUCGACUAUCUGUUAACAGGAUCCUUCAAUCGUAAGACCGUUUAAAAUGUAUCAUCAGCUCUGCCUUUUCAAUUUGAUUUACUUCUCACAAAAUCCAAACUACUGUACAGGUUACAAUUGCACUGCAACUUGAAUGUUCAACUAUGACGACAAACACACACUGUAAGCAACAACAGCACACACUGGAGAGGCCGACGGACAUACCCAUAAAGGAAUUCAAGUUGGACAUUCAAACGUAUUUUCAACGAGAACUAUUUAUCGCAUCAAAAGGAGCUUUACGGAAGAUCACUAAAAGGCCUAAAGAGCAUUUACUACUUUAGAUUUAGGACAACACAGAUACUGAAUGUACUAUUUGACAACAAACUGUAUCUACACACGAGUUUUUAAACACUUAUAGCAUGUCAACACACCUUCAGAGAGAGAGUAAGGCAGGUUUUAGGAGGUGGGCUUCCACACCAGGCUUCACAGUAACUUGUUUGUUGGGUUACAUGUUACACCAACGUUCUUUUCAUUUCUGUCACCAUGACAACUUAUCGCUGUUUUUUGCCCCCAUUU
Molecule: messenger RNA, 6548 nt
Organism: Labrus mixtus (cuckoo wrasse)
Lineage: Eukaryota; Metazoa; Chordata; Actinopteri; Labriformes; Labridae
Product: potassium voltage-gated channel subfamily KQT member 3-like
Exons: 17
Coding region: 1-3096 (1031 amino acids)
Biological process (GO): potassium ion transport; transmembrane transport
Cellular component (GO): membrane
Molecular function (GO): voltage-gated potassium channel activity
Source: RefSeq, a predicted model, not a curated record